CAGAGGACCAGCCGAAGACCGCCUUUCGGUCGCGCUUCGGCCACUACGAGUUCAUGGUGAUGUCAUUCGGCCUCACCAAUGCACCCGCCACCUUCCAGAUGGCGAUGAACGACAUCUUCAGGGACAUCUUUGAAGAAUAUGUUCUCGUAUACCUGAACGACAUCUUGGUCUACAGUCGUACCUUAGAAAACCAUAUCAGACACCUCCGCGAUGUCCUACAGCGCUUACGCAAGCAUGGCUUCUAUGCCAAACUCAGUAAGUGCCGCUUUGCCCAGGGCAAAGUGGACUUCCUAGGACACCAUGUGUCUGACCAGGGUCUCCACAUGGACGAUGUGAAGAUCACUGCUAUUGCAGAGUGGCCCGUCCCCACAUCUGCCAAGCAGCUUCGCAGCUUUCUAGGCCUCACCAGCUACUAUUGUAAUUUUAUCCAGGGAUACGCUAGGUAUUCCUACGUCCUUACCUCCACCCUCCUCUGGAAGAACCCGCCGUGGUUUUGGACACCCUUCUGCGAGGACGCCUUCCGCGCCCCGGUGACUUGCGCGCCGGUUCUUCGCCUUCCCGAUUUUGAUCGUCCCUUUAUCGUCACCACCGAUGCGUCAGAUUUUGCAGUAGGAGUUGUCCUUUCUCAGGUGUUCCCCUCUCCUCCAGAUUCACCUUACCCCCAUGUUCCUCCUUUCCCCCCCCCUCCUGCUGACACUGCUUCUCGACUGACGCCUAUCCUACCACCACUUCCCUCCACUUACAGUCCUCCCAUUACUUACUCCCCGACCAUCACGGAGGAUGGGACGGUCGAGGCUCGUGUUGGGGAUUGCCCGAUCGCUUUCUACUCCCGUCAGCUACUACCUGUCGAGAUAAACUACACUGCAAAUGAACGUGAGGUUCACACAGUAGUUUAUGCUACCUGGCAUUGGCGUCAUUAUCUGCACGGGGCGCCCUUUACGGUGCGCACAGACAACUCAGUUGUCCAGGCUUUCCUCACGAAGCCUAAGCUUUCCCCUCGACAGGCACGCUGGUGGCGUGACUUAUCCGAGUUCAGUUUCACCACUCAGCCCAUCAAGGGUGAAACGAACCGCGUCGCCGAUGCCUUGUCCCGCCGUCCUGAUCACAAUCAGGAACUCAUCCAUCUUGCUGCCAUCUCCAUCACCAGUGUUGAUCAGUCGGUAAUCGAUGCGUAUCGCACUCAGUACCGCCACUGCCCCGAUUAUCGCGUCAUCCACGCGACACUGCGGAGUGGCAAGACCGUUCCUUCCUACUCCCUCGGGGAGAACGGCCUCGUGUACUGGCAUGGCAGAUCUGGUCAGCUAGAACCACGUAUCUGCGUUCCCUCCACCGGACAACUCCGCAUCCAGGCUUUAACAGAGUUCCAUGACCAAGCAGCUGCCGGUCAUAUGGGUUUCCACAAGACGUGGGCUCGUGUUUGCCGCCUAUACGUCUGGCCGAAGUCCAAGGACUUUGUCAAAGCCUACAUCGAGGAGUGUCCUACCUGCCAGGAGGUGAACAGUGCGAACCACCUUCCGUAUGAGUUACUUCAGCCCCUACCCAUACCUGAAGGUCGUUGGCAGUCUAUCUCGAUGGAUUUCAUUGGUCCCCUCCACCCACCCACUCAGCGCGGUCAUGAUGCUAUCUUGGUCGUCGUCGAUCGCUUCACGAAGUGUGCAGAUUUUGUUCCAUGCCGCUAUCGCAUUAGCGCUCGUGAGGUCGCCGACAUUGUCUUCGACCGAGUCGUGAGAGAUCACGGCUUACCUAAGAGCAUCAUCUCCGACCGUGACCCGCGCUUUACCAACACAUUCUGGCGACGCCUACACGAGGUGUACGGAUCCCAGCUCCACUUCUCAUCGUCUUACCACCCUCAGACGGAUGGUCAGGCUGAGGUUACCAACAAAACUCUCGGUAAUAUCCUCUGAAAGUUUGUUAGGGAUGACCAGCAGUGGGACUUACACUUAGCCCACUCGGAG
Molecule: messenger RNA, 1955 nt
Organism: Chara braunii
Lineage: Eukaryota; Viridiplantae; Streptophyta; Charophyceae; Charales; Characeae
Source: the annotation of a GenBank genome assembly